Messenger RNA from Echinococcus granulosus, 117 nucleotides. RefSeq lists its product as hypothetical. The transcript is spliced from 2 exons. The coding region runs from base 1 to 117 and encodes 38 amino acids. The record is from RefSeq and is a predicted model, not a curated record. NCBI's taxonomy places the organism in Eukaryota, Metazoa, Platyhelminthes, Cestoda, Cyclophyllidea, Taeniidae.
AUGGGUUGCGUGGGCAAAGGGCGGUCGGUGAAGUCGAUUCUCAAGAAGGAUCGGAAGUCAUCUGUCUCCGAGUGCGAGCACUGGAUGGGGUGCAUGGCCACUGCGAUGGCACCAUAA